GUCCGCGCCCAGGCCUCGCCCCACCCCACCCCAAGAGCUGCCCGGCUGCCCCCCUACCCUCCGCAGCAGACCCCUUUUUUUCUGGGUCAGUUCCCUCCGCAGGCCACGAAUCCAGCCGCGCCGUUGCUGUCCCAGACCCUGGGCCGGCACCCCGACAUCGGGGGCGCUUGCAGCCGGCGAUCGGAUCCAGAGAUUCUGAAACCCCCAAGCGUGGGACCCUGAUUUGGGAUCAGCACCCUGAGAUCCUGCCAUGGAACCUUAAGAUCUGGACCUUGAACCUCAAUAUCUGGGGCUGGAAUCCUGACAUCUGUCCCUGGGACCCCAAGAUUUGGAAACUGAACCCCAUGGUUUUGGAACAUGGAUCCCAAGAUUUGGAGCUGGGACCCCAAGAUUUGGCAUCUAAGCCCCCAAAUUUGGAGCUGAACUCUGACAUCUGGGAGCGAAUUCUCAAAUCUAUACCUGGGACCCCACUAUUUUAGGAACUAAACCCUGGGAUUUAGGCCUUCAAUUCCAAGAUCUAAACCAUGGAAUUCCGAGGGGGCUGAAGUCCUUGCUGCAGACCUGAGUGCUGAAAUCUGGGGCUAGAGACCUCCAAAUCUUGACUCAGCACCCUAGUAUCCGAAUAGGAUCCCAAUAUCGGAUUCCAGACUGGACUUGGGACUUGGACCCUAAACUUCCCCAUCUGGCUGGUCGGCAUCUCAAGCCUGGCACUGAGAGUGCCCAGUCCUAAACAACCGCUGGGGCCCAAUUUUAAUGGCAUGGGACCCCUAGCAUCAAGUUUGGAGACUCCAUAACCACGGAUUUGAGCUGAGACGCUUCGGUUUCUCCACAGAGGCCCUGGGGAGAGAGGCUUAGUCAGAUGCCCCCUUCCGAGUUCUGACCUCUCACCCCCUUGGAGCCUGAGGACUCUGCUCCCUGGGGUGGCUUCCAGCUCAGGCCACCCCUACCCGCGAUGGCCGUCCUCCCACUGCUCCUCUGCCUGCUACCGCUGGCCCCUGCCUCAUCUCCACCCCAGCCGGCCACAUCCAGCCCUUGUCCCCGCCGCUGCCGCUGCCAGACCCAGUCGCUGCCCCUAAGUGUGUUGUGCCCAGGGGCGGGCCUCCUGUUUGUGCCACCCUCACUGGAUCGCCGUGCGGCAGAGCUGCGCCUGGCAGACAACUUCAUCGCGGCCGUGCGUCGCCGUGACCUGGCCAACAUGACAGGCCUGCUGCAUCUGAGCCUGUCUAGAAACACCAUCCGCCACGUGGCGGCUGGUGCCUUCGCCGACCUGCGUGCCCUGCGUGCCCUGCACCUAGAUGGCAAUAGACUGACCUCGCUGGGCGAGGGUCAGCUGCGUGGCCUGGUCAACUUGCGCCACCUCAUCUUGAGCAACAACCAGUUGGCGGCCCUGGCAGCUGGCGCCCUGGACGACUGUGCCGAGACCCUGGAGGACCUUGACCUCUCUUAUAAUAACCUUGAGCAGCUGCCCUGGGAGGCUUUGGGUCGCCUGGGCAACGUGAACACGUUGGGCCUUGAUCACAACCUGCUGGCUUCAGUGCCUGCUGGAGCCUUUUCCCGCCUACACAAGCUGGCACGGCUGGACAUGACCUCCAAUCGCCUGACUACCAUCCCACCUGACCCGCUCUUCUCCCGUUUGCCACUGCUUGCCCGGCCCCGAGGCUCACCAGCCUCUGCCCUGGUGCUGGCCUUUGGGGGAAACCCCCUCCAUUGCAACUGCGAGCUGGUGUGGCUGCGACGCCUGGCUCGGGAGGAUGACCUUGAGGCGUGCGCCUCGCCUCCUGCUCUAGGGGGCCGCUACUUCUGGGCUGUGGGUGAGGAGGAGUUUGUGUGUGAGCCGCCAGUGGUGACCCACCGCUCGCCGCCCCUGGCAGUGCCUGCUGGUCGGCCAGCUGCCCUGCGAUGUCGGGCGGUAGGGGACCCGGAGCCACGAGUGCGUUGGGUGUCACCCCAGGGUCGACUGCUGGGCAACUCCAGCCGUGCUCGUGCCUUCCCUAAUGGGACUCUGGAGUUACUGGUCACUGAGCCGGGAGACGGUGGCAUCUUCACUUGCAUUGCAGCCAAUGCCGCUGGUGAGGCCACUGCUGCUGUUGAGCUGACCGUGGGCCCCCCUCCACCUCCUCAGCUAGCCAAUAGCACCAGCUGUGACCCCCCGCGGGACGGGGAUCCUGAUGCCCUCACCCCGCCCUCUGCUGCCUCAGCUUCCGCCAAAGUGGUGGACACCGUGGCCCCUACCGAACGUGGCGUCCAAGUGACUGAGCACGGGGCCACGGCUGCUCUUGUCCAGUGGCCAGACCAGAGGCCCGUCCCAGGCAUCCGCAUGUACCAGAUCCAAUACAACAGCUCGGCAGACGACAUCCUUGUCUACAGGAUGAUCCCGGCGGACAGUCGCUCGUUUCUGUUGACCGACCUGGCAUCAGGCCGCACCUAUGAUCUGUGUGUGCUUGCCGUCUAUGAGGACAGUGCCACCGGGUUGACCGCCACACGGCCAGUGGGCUGCGCUCGGUUCUCCACAGAGCCGGCACUACGACCGUGCGCUGCACCCCACGCACCCUUCCUGGGCGGCACCAUGAUUAUUGCACUGGGAGGCGUCAUUGUGGCGUCAGUUCUGGUCUUCAUCUUCGUGUUGCUUCUACGCUACAAGGUGCACGGUGGCCAGCCGCCCGGCAAGGCCAAGGCCGCAGCACCUGUCAGCAGUGUUUGCUCCCAGACCAACGGAGCCCUCGGCCCAGUGCCCAGUGCACCUGCCCCUGAGCCUGCUGCACCCAGGGCCCAUACUGUGGUCCAACUGGACUGUGAGCCCUGGGGGCCCAGCCACGAACCUGCGGGACCCUAGCCAGGGGCCCACCACUGUGGCUCCUCUGGCCCCGGGACAACAGGAUCCAGACACCUCUCGGGACCUGGCCUCAGACUCACCAAAUUCUUCACCGUUUUUAAAACUGAUGGGGAGGGUAUUGGGGGCACUGGGGCACAACAAGAAAGUCCUAUUUUUCUAA
This is a messenger RNA of Myodes glareolus (Bank vole), 2993 nucleotides long. It is a transcript of the gene Lrfn3, whose product is annotated as leucine rich repeat and fibronectin type III domain containing 3. Gene Ontology annotation, cellular component: presynaptic active zone membrane; cell surface. Lineage: Eukaryota; Metazoa; Chordata; Mammalia; Rodentia; Cricetidae. Gene Ontology annotation, molecular function: protein binding. The record is from RefSeq and is a predicted model, not a curated record.